AUGAAUAAUGAGGCUUUAAGAAUAUGUUACAAAUGUUCAAAAUUUCAUCUUGGGACAUGCUACGAUGUAAUGAGUUUCUGCAUCCCAAAACACCAUCAGUCCUGUGCUGUUGAGAACAUCUACGUCCUUACAAACAGAGGGAAAAGUAUGUACCAUUAUUCAAAACUGUCAUGUAUGACCAAAUGUGAAGACAUCAACAUCUUGGCUUCCGAAAAGAGGACAGAGAUAAUCUGUUGUGACAAAGAUCACUUUUGCAACAUCCCUAUGGAUAAGUGGCGCUACAACCACACUCAAUUGGACUGCGAAGAAUAUUGUUUGCCUUCAAAUUUCUAUUAUGGGGCCCUGAAGAUUUCAACCUUUUGUUGUAAAGGGCAAGAUUUUUGUAACAGCUACCAAGGAAAAGGAAAGGACUAUAAGAUUCAGUAA
Molecule: messenger RNA, 426 nt
Organism: Pteropus alecto (black flying fox)
Lineage: Eukaryota; Metazoa; Chordata; Mammalia; Chiroptera; Pteropodidae
Gene: PATE2
Product: prostate and testis expressed 2
Exons: 4
Coding region: 1-426 (141 amino acids)
Source: RefSeq, a predicted model, not a curated record